UGACGUCAAAGAAGUUAAAACGUAUAAACUGUAUGUUGUCUUUGAUGUUAUUCUACCGGGAAUGUGUCACAUAGAAUCAAGCACACACCCAGACGAGCGACUAUAUGCCGAUUAAUUCCUCAGGAAGUGGAGGUGACCGGAGAACAAUAUAUUGUUAACUAAAAUUUAUCUACGAAAAAUAAUCAGUGAAAAUUGUAUGAUGGUCAAAAUACAGUGAAAAAAAUACAAGAAAAGAAGGAGAAAGAAAUAGACAAAUUAAUUUUCAGCUGUGAAUUGAUGGAAAAAGCAACCGGUUCGCCCAUCUUCUCCAGAAGGCAGUGUUUUUAGGUUAGGUGUCGACAUAACUAACUAGAUGUCCCAAGCCAUCCCAUUCAUGACCAAACUGUUCUGGUUCCAGUGACAAAGACAUUUACUGGACGUAGGGAAUGCAACCAUCUCGGCACAUAGCCACGUGAGCCAAAAUAUUUGAAUAUUGAAAUGAACCCACACAACAGCUUGUUAUUAUCUUCCCACCCAAGGGAAGACACUUUAUUUGCGUGAAGUAUUGACGAAAAUACCCGAACGACCAAACCAGCAGAAUCUAACUGUACCUCGUCUCACCCACUAAGCCAGGUUGGUUUAGCUGAAACAAUGACAUCUUACUCUGGGACUGACAGAAAUAAUCACAGACAAAAAACUACACAAAGCACCAAAUCUUCUCCCCAGCGCGGUAAAGUCGGCUUGAUUGAAACGCUUUUAUCUGAGUCAAGUGCAUGAAAGCCUAACCUAAUAAACAAAUCGAGAGAGACCAGCACGUCUGUUCAACGAAGUCAGUUCCCUUCAACAAACAUAGAUGUGGCAGAAGCUCAGUCAGGCAACGAGAUGACCAUGCAGGUAAAGGCUGGGACUGAAAACAGCACAGCGGGCCCAGGAUCGAUUCAGCCCGGUGCCAGCGAGAAACACGUGUGCUGGUUGAGUCCAGACACAAAUGACGGAACGAACGAAUCUGUCUCCUUCAAUUCGCUGCUGUGUGAGGUGGGUUCUGACGACAGAAUGGUAUCUGACACUUUGUCCGAGGCCAGUCUCGACACAAACAACGAAAGGAAAGAACAGGCAAUGCCCAUGCCGUCGUCGUCGUCGUCGUCGUCCCACAGUCAGAUUGCGUACAGGGAGCGGUAUUUCGGCAAGACGCCCAAGAAGGUGAGCCUAAGACCCAGGGAGUUCCCUCUCCGACUGAACAGAUCCGGUCGUCUUGGAAGUGGCAAAGAUUGUGCAGUGAAACAAGACAACGUCGCCAUUUCUUCUUCUUCGUCGUUGUCAUUAGUAUCAUCUCAGUCGGGUCAAUCGUGUUUCACUAAGAGGUAUUUGAUUCGGUUAGGUAUGGAGAGAAAGACGCGAAUGAACAGGCAAAACGAGACGAGCGCACCAUUAUCAGUACGCAGCCUAGACGGUUCUGCUGAAAAAGAAAUAUCUCGAUCUGGGCUCAGUAAUAAAUCAGACGACAGGAAAUAUAGACCGACGUUGCCUACGUUAAUCGAUGUUGGUUCUGCUAAAGUACGUACAUCAAAGAAAUACAUUGGCAGAAAGACCCCAGCAAAGAAACACCGUGAAAACACGCCGUCGUCUCCACUAUGUCGAGGCGAUUCUACUGAAAUACUUGUAGAAGAAGACAAUGACCGACGAAGUGAACAAAGUGUAGAAAACAAUGACAGAAAAAUUGAACAGACCGAAACUAAAGCACGUUCUCCUUAUCUAAACCGAGUUGGUUUCAUUCCAAGACCUAAAUGUUUGUUUUCAAGUGUAGACAGUAAUAACGGGAAAAAAGAAAUGACCAAAGUCACCCCACUAUGUCCGAGAUUAAAACAAGUCCGUCCCUCCGACGGACCUAAGUCAAAGCUAAAGGCAGAAAAGAGUGACAUAAAAGGUGAAAAAACUAAGUCAUUGUCACCUUUAGUAAACGAGACCGUGACCUGCUCGCUGUCUCCAAGGCUAACACAAGAAGGUCCCGUUGAUGGGACUAAAUCUAAUAUAAGUGUGGAAAACCGUUCCAUUAAAUGUCCUAAACAUGAGCUAAGUAUAGAAAACAGAUCUGAAUCUCAAUUAAGUGCAGAAAACAGCAAAACAGUAAUGUCCAACUUAAGUAUAGACGAAAGCAAUCGAAGCAGCCUGUCCCUUCAAAAUAUUUCAAACGACACCAAAUCGUAUGACAGCAUCAUCGGAGAACCAAAAACAGUUAGCAGUGUUUCCAUUACCAACAGAUCGAGCGAGAGAAAAAGGCCAAGGUCUUUGAAGCGACCGAAGACUGCAGUGGGUACAAGUAUAGAAAACAGAUCCGAAUCUGGCUUAAGUGCAGAACACAGCAAAAUAUCAAUGUCUCAGUCAAGUAUGGACGAAAGCAACCGAAGCUUUCUGUUCAAGUCGUAUGAAAGCAUCCUUGGAGAACCAAAAACAGGUAGCAAUGUUUCCAUUACCAAGAAGUCGAGCGACGAAGAAACGCCAAGUUCUUCGAAGCAACCCAGGACUCCAGCGGGUACCAAAACGCCGAAUCGGAUCCGCUUCGUCGAAACAGACGUUAUGGACUUUUACAAGGCAUUGUCAAAGUACAUGAAAGACCGCGGGUUCUUUGAUAAAUUUCCAUCACCCACCUUGCUGAGCAAAGCCGUAGAAGAGUAUGAAACCGUGGAGAUCAACUGGCCCCUGGACGAGGAAGGAGUUGUCUGCCCUUGCCCUCCCGAAUCUUUGAAACGCGAAGAGGUGAAUGUCAGAAGAAUGAUAGAGAUGGACAAACGUGCUCUGACUAUCCCCGAUUUAUUCCUGAAGCGGCCGCUGUUUGAGGUGGUGCAGUAUCUGAUUGAACUAGCCGAGAACGAGGUUGAGAUGGCACGUGUGAUGUUCCGAUGGUUAACCACCCAGGAUCUUAACAGGGAGAUUUUCGACGACCCAGCUGUAUUCAAACUGCCAGAAGAUUACGCAUGCGUUCUGCUGCGGAAACUGAAGAUGGGAGACGCUCAUUAUUCAGAUAUCUAUGAGAGCAUGGCAAGUUACGCCAACAUCGAAUGCGUCAAGUUAACGGGUGCGUGUAAAAGAUACUCGAAGACGCCCUGUCAAGAAGUCUGCAGGCUUAAUAUGUGGUCGUGGGUGUCGGUGUAUCUAGAAGGGGACUGGCGACUGGUUGAUUGUCGUAUGGGUGCGAUCUGCUGGCAAGAAACCCAGAAACGCAUAGAAACCAAUGAAACCAAAGAAACUACAGAGACCAAGGAAACCAAGGACGACAAACCAGCCAAUGAAAACAACGCUCUGCAUCCGUCAUCUCUAGCAUAUUUUCUCAACGACUUUUACUUCAUGACGGAUCCGAAAGACUUCAUACUGUCGCAUUUUCCAACGAGAGAGUACUGGCAGCUUCUACCGAGGCCGGUCAAGUACACGGAGUUUAUUAACAUGCCAUUCAUAGAGCCGGCAUACCUUUUCUUUUCAAUUCAGGCACCUGGAAACGAGAGACUGUGCGUUGUAGCGGAACGCGGAGAGGCGUCCUUUGAAUUUGUGUUUCCAGAAGGCGUCCCAGUGGAGUUUUCUUACCGGUUGAGGAAAAUAGAAGAACGGAAGGACAGCGAGGCGUCAGACAACAAACAUUCUAAGGCGGCGUCGGACAAACCGGAAGAUUAUGUGUUCUUAGAUAAUGACCACACAAAAAAUGUUGUAACGGUUUCGAUAAAACCUCCCGAAAAUGGUCAGUAUGUUUUCGAAAUGUUUGGCAAAAAUAACUCUGAUCCGAAGAACACGAGGUUGAGACAUCUGUGUUCGUACCUUGUCCAGAAUUCCUAUGUCGAUCAGACGUUUGAGGGAUUCCCGCAGAAUGAACUCAUGGAAUGGGGGCCUGGAAACGCAGCAGAAGACAUUGGUAUGGUUCCAAUCAACCAUUUUGAAGGAAUAGUAAACACAGUCGAUGGCAAAGCAGAAAUCGCAUUUGGUCUGUCGAAACAUUUAGUAUUUCAUCAAAAACUGACUGAGAGGAGUCCUGGCAGCAACAGCUGUGAUGCCUACGCUCUAAACAGAACCGAGAAUGGAGAAGUCAUAUUCAGCGUUAACCCUCCGAAAGAGGGACACUAUUGUCUGAAAAUAUAUGCAAAGGAGGACAACGACAAGAGUCAGUUUCAAAAUGUGUGCAACUACUUAAUUCGCUGUUCUGACAUCCUAGAGGAACCCACGCCCUACCCAAAGGAGGCCUGUGGUCGAGUCGGCGUGAAGAACGCCUGCGGUCAUCUUGGCUUAACAUUCGUCAGUCCCCAGUCGCCGGUCAUAUACUCCCCAGAAAAUGGGAAGAUCUCCUUGAGGUUUCUGGCGUCCAGACCCGUUGUUCUGUCGCCGGACCUGCGAUACUGCGACGAAAAAGGCAAUACGGAGCAGCUCCCGGACAACGUGUCGCAGAGCAGACGUUUAAAGAACAUGAUAGUCCGCGCCAAGUUUCCGAAGCACGGUCUGUACUACUUGUCGGUGUCUGGGAGAAACGAGGCAUACAAGCACGAGGAUUUCGUCGAGGUUUACAACGCCGUGGUGCACUGUAACUGGCCUCUUCGGGAACUCGUGGCCGAGCCGAAGUAUCUGGACGCCUGGAAGUCGAACUACGUUCUCCACUGUCCGACACAGAGGUACCUGCAGGCUGAGAGCAGUGUAGCCUUCUCCCUGACGGUUCCCGGCGCUACUGGCGUGGUGGUCACCACCGACGACGCCACGCAACAUCUGCAGAAGAAAGGAAACGGCCUGUGGGAGAGUAACAUCGUUACCGGGCGGAGUCGUGGCAACUCCGUUCUCGAAGUCUCCGCAUUUUUAGGCAGCCGGGUCAAGGAGUCAAAGUUGCAUUCGUCACUUCUGGAGUUCAAGGUCGUCUCUCAGCCAAAUUUAGAGGACAUUUCCGAAUCCCAGAAGGUGGACUACGACAAAGCGAUUCAGAGAAUAGAGCGACUCAAGAGCGAAGGGAAAUGGCGCGAUCCUCCCAGGCAACCUGACGUGUUUUACGACAGAGACGACACCGUGCCGAUGAUCACACUGGAAAGCAAUGUACUGCUCCUGUCGGAGGGCGUCGACAGUGAUCGGAGCAUGGACCAAACAUCCGUUCAUUCUGCGUCGACGGACCCCAGUAUAAACAAGGACUACCACUCCCCGAUGUUGGCAAUGACGACGUCAGACGACGACAACUACUGGUCGGACUACGCGUCGCCAAAACACGACGUUCCAUCAGAUGGUGACCAGGAAUUUAGUCAGUGGGCGCAUGUUCAGGAAAAGAAGAGAAGUCAGGAAGAUGACAAAGAACUGAAGGAUGAGAAUUACAAAGUCCAGGUGGCGGUCAUGAGGAGUCGCCUCAAGAGUAACAUCCAGGGUAAGAACAAGUACGGGCUGAAGAUGGCGAUCGCAGAUGCGCGCAAAAAGAACCUGGCUGUGGACUCGCCCGAAUACGGCCAGGCCAUGAGAACGAUCUCCGUGCUCAGUCUUAGAGACGAAAUAAUGUACUACUUGCAUCGGAAGGACAUUGACAGGGUCAAGUACCUGCUGUCUGCCGUCGAAAGACGUGGGUUCGCGGCUGACAUCCCACACGAGGUGGCAAAGGCAAAGGCCAGCCUGCAGAAGAGAACGUCACCACCGAAGGCACGGGGAACACCAAUAAUCGACGUUCCGACAUUAGCCGAGAUAGGCCGAUAUCAUAACCCGCCAUCCAUUGUACACCGAGUGUUUGUGACAGUGCUACUGUUGAUGGGUGUGCACCAAGGCAUCACAAAGAAAUGGAAAAGAUGUCACAAAAUAUGCGUGACGUUAGGCUCGAUGGGAAUGAACAAACGGCUUGCUGACUUGAAGGUCAAGGAUGUAGAGCCUAGUAUUGCCGCCAGGGCGCGCGAAAUCCUUGAAAUCAACGAACCUGAAGAUGCAGACGCAGUUAGUCCUGGUAUUGGUGCUCUCUACGGAUGGGCUAAAGGUAUUGUCGAUGACGUCAUGGACGCAUGCGCAGACGCGGACGCAGUGGAGCCAGCCAGAACGAGACUGCAGAAGAAGAUCCUGAAAAACAGUAAAAUCGUGGAGGAUCUUUCACUGGAGGCAGAUCCCGACGAAUACGUCGAAAAGAACAAGUCGAAUGUUGCGGAGAAACCGCCUAAAACUGAGUGGCGAACAUAACGGGUGGAAGAGGGUGCUUAAUGAUGGUAGAUGUAUUACCGUUACAUAAAGUAUAUCAGUGUCACCUGGUACUAUGUAAAAAAAACGACAACUGGAAUAUCAAGUGGACCUGGAAAUGUAUUUUUUUACUAUUUUAUUCAGUAUUGUUUCUGUAGCCUGACUGGUUUAUCUAGCAACAUCAUAUCAACUUUAAGGGUUAUCCAGUAACCGACUACACGAGAAAGUGGGGGGUAUAUUUUGUGUAUGUUUAUACCAUUCACAGAAAGCGUUUUACUGAAACCAGCCCCAAUUCAGCCAGCUAACGUUCGCGAACUAUUUGAUUGGUUCCGACGUGGUUAUUUGGUUUACCGUGCAGCGCACAAACCAGUUUAGCGGACGUUUUUCUGCUCGGGGUGGUUGAACGCAGUCCAUGUAUGUCUGGGGGAAAAUAUGUGGUAGACCGACCAGACAUAACAUGGUGAUUACCAAGUCCAUGGCAAAAGGUGAAAUCCAUCUCGUGGACACGAAGACGUCACUAAUGAGAUUAGUAGUAAAAUACUAGUGAUUUUUGUACAAACCACCACAAUAAAAUACUUGUGAUUUUUGUACAAACCACCACAAUAAAAGACUUAUGAUUUUUCUAAAACCACCACAAUAAAAUACUUGUGAUUUUUCUACAAUAAAUACUUGUGAUUUUUCUAAAAAUCACCACAAUAAAAUAGUGAUUUUUUUUUUUUACAAACCACCGCAAUAAAAUACUUGUGAUUUUCUACAAACCACAAUAAAAUACU
Gigantopelta aegis is the source of this 6911-nucleotide messenger RNA. RefSeq lists its product as uncharacterized. Lineage: Eukaryota; Metazoa; Mollusca; Gastropoda; Neomphalida; Peltospiridae. The coding region runs from base 862 to 6141 and encodes 1759 amino acids. The transcript is spliced from 11 exons. The record is from RefSeq and is a predicted model, not a curated record.